This is a messenger RNA of Amborella trichopoda, 1497 nucleotides long. RefSeq lists its product as uncharacterized. The record is from RefSeq and is a predicted model, not a curated record. Gene Ontology annotation, molecular function: mRNA binding; protein binding. NCBI's taxonomy places the organism in Eukaryota, Viridiplantae, Streptophyta, Magnoliopsida, Amborellales, Amborellaceae.
AUGUCUCAGGCAUGCAAAUUUGGCUAUCACUUGGCCUGCAAAUACCACCUUGUUGGAGAAACAAAUUGUGAAAAGAAAAAUCCAGUGAGGUUAUCAGCCAAAUCGUGUAUCGGCCAGAACAAAAAGGUUGGUGCUUCCACUAUAACAGCACAAAUUAUAGCCAAAAUACUUAAGAUUAGCCCUUCUCCUAAUGUGAUCAUAUACACCAAAUUCAUCAAAAAGCUUGGGAGAUUAGGUUAUGUAGAUGAAGCCUAUGAGCUUUUUAUCUUCAUGAAACUCUACCAGUGUAAGCCUGAUGUGAUAUCUUUCACCAUAUUAAUUCAAGCAUUAUGCAGCUCUAAUAGGCUAAAUAAGGCAAGGGGCCUUCUCCAUGAAAUGCCAACAUAUAGUUGCAAGCCAGAUUGUGUUUUGUACAAUAUACUUAUGGACAUGUAUGCAAGGAGUGGGAAUGAAGAGAUGGUGUGGCAACUGUGGAAGGAGAUGGAGGAGAAAGAAAUUGAGAGAGAUGUGGUUUCAUACUCAUCCUUGGUGAAAUCUCUGUGUGUCUCCGAUAAAAUCGAAGAAGCAAUCCAAAUCAUCAGAAUGAUGGAGGCCAGAGGUACGGUCUUGCCGAAUACGUACACAUAUAAUACAGUGAUUGGUGCAUGGGUGGACCUCGGUCGCGUGGAUGAAGGGCUGAGAUUGUUUGAGAGAAUGGAGAGUCUAGAUUGCAAGCCUGAUUUUUGCAGCUACAACAUAAUCAUUAACCACUAUAGCAAGUUAGGGGAAGGCAUGAGGGCAUGUGAGCUGUUUAAAAAGAUGAAGGGAAAUGGGAUUCAACCCAAUGAGAACACUUACAAGGCUUGCAUCAUGGGACUUAUAAGGGAAGGCAAAUCCAUAGAACUACUAAAUUUGAUUCAAGAAAUUAAGCAUUCAUGUGUUUCUAUGAGUGUUUCUACUUGGAAUAAGGUGUUAUAUAGGCUUGGAAAGAUGGGUAAAUUAAGUGAUGCAUAUGCCCUGUUUCUAAAAAUGAAAAAUCCUGAUGAGAUCACCAUGAACACAAUGAUUCAUCUGUUAUAUAAGGGUGGGAUGAGAGAUAAAGCAUGGGAAAUAUUUCUCAGCAUGAAAGAAAUGAAAAUUAAGGCUUCAAUAGUGACUUAUAACAUAUUGGUGAAUGGACUAGGCAGAGAAGGGAGGAUUAAAGAGGCAUCAGAGUUGGUCGAAAUGUUGGAAAAUAACGGGUUGUUAUCGCCGGAUGCUGUCACAUAUAACAGCUUGGCAAAUGCAUGGUGCAAGAGGGGGAAUGUAGGUUUGGCUUGCCAGAUCGUGUCACAGAUGACUAAAAAAGGGUGUUCUCCGGAUUUAGUGACCUAUAACACAUUGAUGAAUGGAUUAAUUAAUGCUGGAAAAUACAGGGAAGCUAGAAAUAUUUUUGAGCAAAUGGAGGGGGGUUUGGAAGCUGAUUCUAUUCCUCUUGAGUCUCUUGUUAUGGAUAUAGGCAGUAGGUUACAUGUAUAA